Messenger RNA from Cucumis melo (muskmelon), 1729 nucleotides. RefSeq names its product probable protein phosphatase 2C 24. Gene Ontology annotation, molecular function: protein serine/threonine phosphatase activity; cation binding. NCBI's taxonomy places the organism in Eukaryota, Viridiplantae, Streptophyta, Magnoliopsida, Cucurbitales, Cucurbitaceae. Gene Ontology annotation, cellular component: nucleus; cytosol. Gene Ontology annotation, biological process: protein dephosphorylation. The coding region runs from base 189 to 1472 and encodes 427 amino acids. The transcript is spliced from 4 exons. The record is from RefSeq and is a predicted model, not a curated record.
CCAUUUCCCCUUCUUUUUCUAACCUUCCUUUUUAAACCAUCCCCCCUCCGCCGGAACCACUCUUCUCUUUCAUCUGUCUUUCUUUUUUUUUUAAUUUCAAUUCCGUUGCCGGUACCGUCGUCGCCGGCUUUAACUAUAAUCAAUUGCACUGCAGCUUGGCUAGGGGGCGGAGAUUAGUUGAAUUAGUAAUGGCGGAGAUUUGUUGUAAAGUUAUGAGUGAGAGUGAGGCGUCGUCUUCUUGCGAGCCCAGCUCGCGAGUGGCUAGACGUCGGAGAAUGGAGAUCAGGAGAUGUAAAUUUGUUGCCAGGGUUGAUCCGACGGAGACGGAGACUGUUGCGAAACGACAGAAGCUGGAGGAUCGAGCUACGUCGAUUUCCAGAGAUUGUGAUAACGCAGUUCAGAAUUGUGAUUCGGGAGAAGAAGAAACCGUUGGGAGAUUUGUGGCUGGAGAGGUUUCGACGAAGGAGGUCUCGGCUCCUCUGUCUAGGGAAUCUCCUUGUGAGGUGGUGGUUCCGAAAUUUGGACUCUCUUCUGUUUGUGGAAGGCGGAGAGAGAUGGAGGAUGCGGUGGCAGUUCAUCCAUCGCUCUGUUUUACGGAGAAGAAAGCCAAUGAUAUGUUGCACUUCUUCGGUGUUUACGACGGCCAUGGCUGUUCUCAUGUGGCGAUGAGGUGUAAGGAGCGGCUGCAUGAACUGGUAAAAGAUGAGUUAGAUGGGAAGGAGAUGGAAGACGCCGCCGGUGCGGCGGAGACAGAGGCGGAGACGGCGUCUCGGUGGGACCGUACUAUGAAGAGAGUCUUCCGGAGAAUGGACAACGAAGUUGUGGCGCGAAACAAUGAAGAAGUUGUGGUAGCGAACUGUAGAUGCGAACUCCAGUCGCCGGAUUGCGAUGCCGUUGGAUCUACCGCCGUCGUCGCAAUUGUGACGCCGGAUAAGAUCAUCGUCGCCAACUGCGGCGAUUCCAGAGCCGUUCUCUGCCGUAACGGGAAGGCCAUCCCUCUCUCCUCCGAUCACAAGCCGGAUCGUCCCGAUGAACUUAGCCGGAUCGAGGAAGCCGGCGGACGAGUGAUAUACUGGGACGGACCGAGAGUCCUCGGAGUUCUCGCCAUGUCAAGAGCCAUAGGUGAUAAUUAUCUGAAACCGUAUGUGAUAUCGGAGCCGGAGGUGACGAUAACGAAUCGGACGGCGGAGGAUGAGUGCUUGAUAUUAGGGAGCGAUGGACUGUGGGAUGUGGUGCCGAACGAGACGGCGUGUGGAGUGGCGAGCAUGUGCUUGAGAGGGAAGGCGGAUGAGAGGUCGGCGUUGUCGCCGUCGAGGGAGGCGGAGACGGCGGUGGAAGGGGAAGAGAGAGGAAACGCCGACAAAGCCUGCAACGAUGCGUCGAUGCUGCUGACGAAGCUGGCGUUGGCCAGGCACAGUACGGACAACGUGAGCGUCGUGGUGGUGGACCUUAAGAGGGACACUCACCCUUAAGAAUCUUUUUUUCCUUUUCUUUUCCUUUUUUUUUCCCAUUUAGUACAAAGAAUUUAAUUUGAAAUUUUCAGAUUAAAAAAAGCUUUUUUCUUCUUCUAGAAAUUAGGAAAGGGAAAAUGGGGUUUAUUUUAGGUAAUUUCUCUUCUUGAGAAUCUUUUUCUUUUUGAAAAAAAAAAAAGAAGAAAAAUCAAACAAAACAAAAGUGUAAUUAACAAGUAUCAAUAUCAAUGUCAAUGCAUUCUCAUGGAUUUGUCAAA